This is a messenger RNA of Sarcophilus harrisii (Tasmanian devil), 4236 nucleotides long. RefSeq lists its product as uncharacterized. Gene Ontology annotation, biological process: regulation of DNA-templated transcription. The record is from RefSeq and is a predicted model, not a curated record. The transcript is spliced from 5 exons. Bases 1 to 1077 code for a protein of 358 amino acids. Lineage: Eukaryota; Metazoa; Chordata; Mammalia; Dasyuromorphia; Dasyuridae.
AUGGGGGAUCCCCCAGGCACAGAAGUGCCCUCAGCUGCGCCCCCUCCACAGAGCCUGACGGUGACCUCAUUAACUUCCAAGGCUGUCAUCAUCAUGUUGAAGCAGAUGCUUCCUGGUGAGCUAUCCCCUAGCCCUGGGAGUUUCAGCCUGGCCAGCCCCUCCCGGUUCUCCCAGCUCCUCCUGAGUCUCAGCGGCAAUCCCGCCUUCUGUAGGAGACCUUGCCCUGCCCCCUCCUCUCCCUCACCCCUCCUUCCCAUUGAGACGACCCUUCACACCCUCUGCAAGCCCCUGCCGUGGAUCCCACUGACAUUCCAGGAUGUGGCUGUGGACUUCACCUGGGAGGAAUGGGGGCUCUUGGAACCUUCUCAGAAGGACAUGUACUGGGAUGUGAUGCUGGAGAUCUAUGAGAAUUUUAUCUCCCUUGAGGCUGGAGCAGAGCAGGGUCAGCUGACGGCGCCACCGCCCCUCGGCUUCGGUGUGGCCAAGGAGUCUGCGAGUCGCUGUCCAGCCCGAUCUCGACAUGGAACCCAUGGACGAGAAGAAGCUGCGGGCCCUGCAGAUGCUGGAGCCACCCGGCCUGGGCAAGGGGCCUGCGGUCCUGGCCACCCUGUGGAAUCUGAUGCUCAUCACGGCCGCGAUGAUCUCCUUGCCGAUCUGUUUCUACUCCGCGUCGAAGACGUACCUUUUCGAAGGCUUGCUGGGCUUGUCCACCGUCGACAGCUACUUCUAUUCGGGGAUCGUGGCCAUCUUCUCGGUGCAUGGGGUGCUGGUCCUCUUCGUCUACAUGGCCUGGAACGACGGUAUCCGGCAUUGGCAGGAGGCCAGCAAACUAGCGUAGGACGGCGGCCCCGCCCCGAUGGCCCUCCUCUCCUCAGCCCCCCAGCUGGGGAGGGGGCCCCCGCGAAAAGAUCCGGGGCUUGGGCAUCGGGGGCAGGGCCGAUGGCCCAUGAGUGUUUGAGGAGACUCAAUUGUGGAUAUUGUGCUGACUACGUGUCCAUUUUGCCUGUCUAUGGCACCAGGAGAGAGGGUUGCCAUCAUCUUCAAUGCCAGUCAAAGACUCUUCAUAUUCUGGGAUAAAAACACCUGCUUAUCUUCGUACUAGGGGAUACCAAGAAAUUCUCUUUAGUUCUUCAGUUAUUUGGUUUCCACUCUGUACUCUGGGAAGUCUAGCCUAAUUCAGUGGUAGCAGAUAUGGGAGAGAUUUCAUGAGUAAAAUCAGAAGCUUGAAAGCUGAAGAUUUUGAAGAUUAUUACUAACAAUAAUCCUACCUAUUUUAUCAUUCCAGACCCCAUUACAGCCUUCUCUCACCUCCCUGGGCCUAUUUUAUCUGGAAGCUUAUGUCCAAAGUAGUCACUGUUCUCAUAUCAAGAUGGGACUUGACUCUGCCCUAUAUUUGGAGUCUGUACUCUUCAGAAUCUAUACUAUCAUUUCAAAGGUAUAUUGGAGGUAAUGGAAAGAGUACCAGCUUCAGACUCAGAAGCCUUGAAUUUGAAUCCUAGCUCAAUCACUAAUUAGAUGCAGUUUUACUUCAGUAUUCUGAUUCUCAGUUUCCCCAUCUACUAAAUUUAAAUGGAGUGAUUAAAAAAAAACAUGCCAUCUUCAACAUAUAUUAACUUCUUUGUAAAUUGGGCCAAGUAUAUUCAUUCUUCCCAAUUUCAGCAUCUUAAGUGCUACUGCCACCUCCUUAGUAGAUCUGGUCCUGAGGGGUUAAGAGUCCAGAUGUCCCAAGUCCCACUUUUUUAGCUAGUUGUUCUUGGUAUGAUCUAACAUAUAUAUAUAUAUGCUAUGUGUAUAUAUAUAUAUAUAUAUAUAUAUAUAUAUAUAUAUAUAUAUCUGAGCAGGCUCUUUGGAACUCAUUUACACUUUUGCUUGUCUUAUGCAGCAGUAACACUGGUCUUCACUUCCACUUGUGCAGAGAUGAAGAGAGCCAUCUGUACCCAGAGAGAGAACCACGGAAACAGAGUGUGAAACACAGCAUAGCAUUCUCUCUCUCUCUGUUGUUAUUUGCUUGCAUUUUGGGUUUUUUCUCAGUUUUUCUUUUUCUUCCUUGAUCUGAUUUUUCUUGUGCAACAAGAUAAGUGUAUAAAUAUGUAUACGCAUAUUGGAUCUAAUGUGUUUCAACUUAUUUAACAUGUACUGGACUACCUGUCAGCUAGGGGAGUGGGUGAGGGGAAGAAGGGGAAAAUUUGCAACAAAAGGUUAUGCAAGGGUCAAUGUUAGAAAAAUUACCCAUGCAUAUGCUUUGCAAAUAAAAAGCAUUAAUAAAAAAUAAUACUGAUCUUCUGUCACAUUAUAGAUUACUGCUAUGGCUCUACUUUGCAAAGUUGAAGAGUUGCCAUUUGCAGCAGUUUCUGAGCUCUUUUGGUCUCCUUGUUGUGACAACUAACUAUUCAGUGUAAUUAUUUCAGAAUAAGUAUAAUUAUAACCUUUUAAGGAAAUGAUGAUAAAAGUAAUGUCUUUGUCUGUUUCCUGAUUUUACUCCUCCUUCCCCCACAAUUUGAUGCUUGUUUUAACCUUUGCUCUAAUCAGUAAUUGAUCUGAUUGUAUAACAUUAGCUGAUUCAAAAUAACCGCUACAGUGGACUCAUAGUUUCCUGUAUUUUAAGAUAUUUGGUACACGUGCUUUUCCAACACUUCUGUUGAAAAUGUUUAUGAUUUAUUGAUGCAAGGCUUCCAAGUAGACUACAAAUCUUUGACCCCUUUCAUUUCUUGAUCCUCAGUCAUAUUCUCAAAUGUAGUUUUUAUCAUCUUCACAUCCCCACUUUAGCAUCAAAAUUGUUGAUUUAGUUUAGAGAAUCUCAUUAAGUUCUUUCAAAAACAUUUUCUACCGUUUUCUCUGCAAAUUUUAUUGGUAUAUAGCUUUAUUCAUCUUUGCUGUGGUCUUCGAAACUUGUGAAAACAGCAAGGUGAGAUAAUCAAGUAAGCAUAAAAUUGUUGCCUUGGAGUGUGAUGAAAAGAAUUUGAACACUUCACUUAUUUACUUCUCUGAAGGAGACCUACCGGCUAUUCUUUUACUUUGUUGUGCCUUUGUUACAGCUUCUAGUUUUAUUUAAAGGUAGCAUCAGCUGAGUGGUUCAGUAUUGUAGAACAAACACAAUUCAAAAUGACAGUAAUCCUGCACAGAGUCUAAAUGAAAGGGUUUCUUAUUGAAGGCAAAGUUCUGCAAGUGUUCCUAUUUACAAGUGACUUACAUCAAGCUCAGGAAUACUCUUACUAUUUAAUACACUGCCUGACACCUAGUAAGCACUCAAUUGUUUGUUGGCUGGCUGACUGACAGUGAAAUAUCCAGAUAUAUGAAAGAUCUUAGUGUAUCCAAUAUGGAAAAACAAAGUGGAUGAAAAAUGAAUAUUUCUCAAAUUAAGUCAUGAUGCUGGAAGGGCCGUUCAACUAUCAACUAUCUCCAUUAUGUUUGAUAAUGAGCUGGAUCCAGAAUUUCAUAGGAAAAGAUUAGGUUGAAUUACAUAUAGUGAAUUGUGUAAUGUUUUGUUUUUAGUGAUCCAAACUGCACUGUUGUGAAAACCCAAUUCUUUAAUGCUAUAUUUCUCCAGAGAUAUGAUUAUGAAACACCAAAUUCUCAAAAGACUGAGUUAAGGAUAAUUAAAUAGGCAGAGGAAAGAUGCAUGGCAGUAGCGAAUUGUUUGUACUAUGCUACCAGUGAUGACUUGUGCACAAUAUGUAGCUCCAAAUGCAUUGAAACUGGGACUAGCCCAGAAAAAGCUCCUCUUGUAUUAAGGAUGAGAAAACAGAUGGAUAACUCAAGUGCUAUAUGGGAACUCGCAAGAUCUAUAGAGAAUCAGAGGAAGGGCUGCACAUUGGUUGGAUCAUCUACGAAAGAUGCAUGGGAAGUUUGGACAAGACUGACAGAAGGAUGAAAAAACAUGGAUGAGUUAUGAAAAAGGAUUGCCCACAGAGUAAGGAUGCCAUUUUUUUGGAGAAAGGCAAUGUUUCAGGUACUCUUUAAAUCAUGCCUGCCUAGUAGUUACCUUCUCAGCUGAGUUCCUGCAUUUAAAAAGCUUGGUAUUUUAGAAGAAAAGCAAGUAGUAAAAGGAGGAGCUAAAGGUUUGUCUCUCUCAAACCUAAAGGGACAAGAGGGGGAAAUUAUAGUAAAAUUAUAAAUAUUAGUGAGAGACACUAUUUAUUGUGUGUAGUAGAGACAUUGUAUUUAGGUGUGCAUAUGUCUGUAUCUUUCUCUAAAUGUUGUUAUCUUUGAAAUAAAUUGUUUAGCAACAUCAUGGAA